Messenger RNA from Kockovaella imperatae, 913 nucleotides. Its product is annotated as autophagy-related protein 27. NCBI's taxonomy places the organism in Eukaryota, Fungi, Basidiomycota, Tremellomycetes, Tremellales, Cuniculitremaceae. The record is from RefSeq and is a predicted model, not a curated record. The annotation marks the transcript as partial. The transcript has 4 exons.
GAAUGACUCAUUGCCACCAUGGUCAUUUUGACGUUCAACCCAGUCCAGGACGCUCGACCGACUCUCUAGCCAUCAUGAUCAUCCGCUCAAAGAUGUAUCUCGACACACUGUUCACCAUGUCUCUCCUCGCCAUCCCUACCUUCGCCUUUGACUGCCAGUUCACAUCAUCCUCCAUAAAGUAUGAUUUGAUCCCCCUCGGAGCUCUCAGGACAGCUAGCAAAGAUACACCGACACAACCUACGACUUCGAAAGCACAAGCCUCGAUGAGUCUCUGCUCUGAGCUAGAAUGGCAGGACGGCAUUGCGGAUGAAGAUCAGUGUCCUGAACAUACUAUCGUGUGUCUAACACUGGUCAAUCAUAAAGAGAGCGCGGAUCCCAAAGAGAGAGUCACAGCUGUGGUGCCUAUAUGGAAGACGGAUACGUCAAAUGAUAGGAUAUGGACAGAGCCGUUGGGGAGAAAUGGUCAAGAUGGGGUGAGAAUAUCCGUACAGGGGAACGACUAUUCUGGAACGAGUCAACACCUCAAUCUCACGCUGUUAUGCGAUGACUCGGCCACGGAUCCGAAUCCAACGUUCAUCUCUUACUCCGGAGGCUACCUAUCCCUCGAAUGGGCCACUCCAGACGCUUGCCCUAGAUCGGGAGAUACCUAUGACGAUGGAGGUGAAGAUAGCGGUGGGAUCUCAUUGUGGACCUUGAUCAAGACGUUGUUCUGGCUGCUCAUUAUUGGACUCAUCAUAUACUUUGCCGUCGGCAUAUUCUACAAUCACCAGCAAUAUUCUGCCAAAGGCUGGGACCUUUUACCGCACCGAGACUUUUGGAGGAGCGCUCCGGACAUCUUACGAGAUCUAUUCUCCCAUCUCUUUGCAAAUGUGAGAGGUGGUGGUGGAGGGAGCAGGGGUGGGUACAACAGUUU